CAGAUACAAAAAGACAGGAGGCUGGGAUAUACGCAUGUUUACAGUCUGGAGCACCUAGAUUGACUGCGUCUUCCUGAGUCUUCCUCUCUUGGCAGUUGGGUUUUAUUGAGAAGGAGCUGAGGAAUUGUUGGUUCUGAUAACAGGGCUUCUACUUUCUGCAUUGUGAGAGUAUACUUCUCUACUCUUAUUGUGCCUCUCUGUAAAGGCCUAAAGGCUGCAGCUGUCACCUCUUGUCAGAAUGAGGUCCCUGGCCCUCAGCCUCUUCUGCCUGUUGUGCUGUAAUGCAGUUCGACUGGACAGACGGCGUCCCAGACCCAUUACAGCCAGAGGGCAAAAUGAGACUAGUGCCCAAACCACAGCAGUGGAGAAUCCUUGCAAACCCAUCCCGCUGGAUUUCGUCUUUGUCAUCGACAGCUCCCGAAGCAUCCGCACGAAUGACUAUGAAAAGGUGAAGACCUUCAUCAUCAACCUGCUUCAGUUCCUUGAGAUCGGCUCUGAUGCCACUCGGGUUGGUCUGCUGCAGUAUGGCAGCGUGGUCCAGCCAGAGUUCUCCCUCAGCACCUACACCACCAAGGCAGAGGUGGAGCAGGCGGUGAGGAACAUGCAGCACCUUGCCACAGGAACAAUGACCGGUCUGGCCAUCCAGUACACAAUGGAGACAGCCCUCACUGAGGAAGAGGGUGCACGACCAGCAAACCUGCACAUCCCACGAAUCGCUAUGAUUGUGACUGAUGGGCGGCCUCAGGACAAGGUGGAUAAGAUUGCAGCACAGGCGAGGGAGGCCGGCAUCCAGAUCUUUGCUAUCGGAGUGGGCAGGGUGGAUAUGAACACUCUGAAGGCCAUAGGGAGUGAGCCACACUCUGAGCAUGUGCACCUGGUGGCCAACUUUAGCCAGAUAGAAACCCUCAUCUCUGUGUUCCAGUCCAAACUGUGUGGAGGUUCGGAGAUGUGUGAGGUGGUGGACCAUCAGUGCCAGCACAUCUGUGUGAGCAGCCCUGCAUCAUACAGGUGCAAGUGCAGGAACGGCUUCAUCCUCAACCCCGAUGGCAAGACAUGUAAAGCUGAGGAUAUGUGUGCUGUCGUGGAUCAUGGUUGUAAACACAUCUGUGCCAACAUACCUGAUGGCUAUGAGUGCCGCUGCCGUCCAGGAUAUCAACUCAACAUAGACCUGAAGACAUGCAACAAAAUAGACUACUGUGACCUGGGGAACCAUGGCUGUGAGCACGACUGUGUCAGCGUUCCAGAGUCCUACUUUUGCAGGUGUAAGAAGGGCUACGUCCUCAAUCAGGAUGGCAAGACUUGCAGCAAGAUUGAUCACUGUGCUGUUGGCAGCCAUGGGUGUGAACAGGAGUUCAUGAAUACAGAAGAUGCCUGUGUGUGUAAAUGCAGGAAAGGCUACACGCUCAGACCUGAUGGGAAAACAUGCAAGAAGAUAGACCAUUGCGCUGAUGGAAAACACGGCUGUGAACAGGAGUUUAUGAAUACAGAAGCUUCAUGUGUAUGUAAAUGCAGAAAUGGAUUCACACUCCGACCUGAUGGAAAAACAUGUCAAAGUCUGGAUCUGUGUCAGACAGUGGACCAUGGCUGCGAACACCAGUGUGUCAGCACCACUGACGCCUACAUCUGCAGAUGUUUUGAAGGAUUUAUGUUGGCUGAAGAUGGGAAGAGCUGUAAAAAGCCCGAGUGUGGCGAUGGAGUCAUGGAUCUGGUUUUUGUAAUCGAUGGCUCUAAGAGUCUGGGCCCUGCCAACUUUGAGCUGGUCAAGCGAUUUGUAAAGGGCAUUGUGGACUCGCUGGACAUUUCCAGGACAGGCACACAUGUUGGCCUUCUUCAGUACUCCACCAAGGUCCGCACAGAGUUCACCCUGGGCCAGUACACCACAGCGCAAGGCAUCAAACAGGCUGUGUCCCGGAUGCAGUACAUGGGGAGAGGCUCCAUGACUGGCUCAGCCUUACGUCACAUGUUUGAGUUUAGCUUUUCAGCUAAAGAAGGAGCAAGGCAGAACAUCCCACAUAUCGGCAUUGUGUUUACUGAUGGGAGAUCACAGGAUGAUGUGUCCGAAUGGGCUACUAAAGCAAAGAAAUCUGGGGUCACAAUAUAUGCCUUGGGUGUUGGCAAAGCCAUUGAACAGGAGCUGAGAGAAAUAGCUUCAGAGCCUGAUGAGAAGCACCUUUUUUACGCUGAAGAUUUGGAGAACAUGGGGGAAAUUACAAAAAAGCUCAAGUCCAGGAUAUGUAAAGACAAACCAUCUGAUGAAGACAUGUGCCAGUGUGAGAACGUGAUAAUGUUUCAAAGCCAGGUCACUGAGAAGCUGAAAAACCUGUUAGAGAAUAUUGAAGCCAUGUCAAAGAAGCUGGAGACACUCGAGAAUCAACACGUGCGCAAAUGAAAGGCUCGAUGAGAGACUCGAGCAUCCAUCCUCUGACCUGCAGUGUAGCAUCAGCAGGAAACCUCUGAUCCUGCUCAGCAAGCUGCACUAAAACAUAUGCAAAUGAAAUGCUUUCUACUGCUAUUUAAACACUUUGUAUACAACAAACUUUUGUCUGUAAUGUUCUUUUUUUAUGUAAUGCAAAAUCAACUCUUUGCACAGUAAACUGACAAAUAAACAUUUUACACAUUUA
Molecule: messenger RNA, 2621 nt
Organism: Micropterus salmoides (largemouth bass)
Lineage: Eukaryota; Metazoa; Chordata; Actinopteri; Centrarchiformes; Centrarchidae
Product: matrilin-2-like
Exons: 13
Coding region: 239-2389 (716 amino acids)
Molecular function (GO): calcium ion binding
Source: RefSeq, a predicted model, not a curated record